Labeo rohita (rohu) is the source of this 1302-nucleotide messenger RNA. RefSeq names its product RNA transcription, translation and transport factor (gene rtraf). NCBI's taxonomy places the organism in Eukaryota, Metazoa, Chordata, Actinopteri, Cypriniformes, Cyprinidae. Gene Ontology annotation, biological process: tRNA splicing, via endonucleolytic cleavage and ligation. The record is from RefSeq and is a predicted model, not a curated record. Gene Ontology annotation, cellular component: tRNA-splicing ligase complex. Gene Ontology annotation, molecular function: RNA binding. Bases 113 to 841 code for a protein of 242 amino acids. The transcript has 8 exons.
UAAGUCUACUUCCGGUAUUCCCCUGCCAUUUGAAGGCUGUAGCAAGUUGUGGCUUUCCAAGCAAAAUCAUACAUCUGUUAGCUUCUUUAAAUAGGUUUUUCAUUUAAAAGGGAUGUUUCGCAGAAAGCUUACAGCCUUAGAAUAUCACAACCCUACUGGAUUUGACUGUAAAGAUGAAACUGAAUUCAGAAAUUUCAUAGUUUGGCUGGAAGAUCAAAAAAUCAGACACUACAAAAUUGAAGACAGGGGAAACCUCAGGAAUAUUCCCAGCUCAGAUUGGCCUAACCAUUUCGAAAAGUACCUUCAAGAUGUGAACUGUCCAUUCAGCGUUCAGGAAAGACAGGAGACUGUUGACUGGCUGCUGGGUCUUGCUGUUCGUUUUGAGUAUGGAGACAAUGUGGAGAAAUAUCGUAACUGCAAGCCGGUGACGGAGACUAGUGAUGCUCAGAAGUCUGCAGACCCGUUAAUUAACCUGGACAGUAACAAUCCAGACUUUAAGGCCGGUGUCUUGGCUCUUGCAAAUCUACUCAAAAUUCAGCGACAUGAUGACUAUUUGGUAAUGCUUAAAGCCAUUAGGAUUCUGAUACAGGAACGUCUGACCCCUGAUGCUAUUGCAAAAGCCAGUCAAACAAAAGAGGGUUUACCAGUCGCACUUGACAAGCAUACUCUAGGAUUUGAUACCGGAGAUGCGACCCUAAAUGAAGCGGCCAGGAUUCUUCGCCUGCUUCACAUCGAGGAGCUCAGAGAGUUACAAACCAAGAUCAACGAGGCCAUCGUAGCGGUUCAGGCCAUCAUUGCCGACCCCAAGACAGAUCACCGCCUCGGAAAGGUGGGCAGAUAAAAACAUCUGCCCGGACCUUGCAGCAGAGACCACAAGACAUGCUUUCUAAAGUAUGCUUGUUUUCUUUAACCGCACCACAGGUAUUUUGUGUGAAUUCAAGACAUUUUUGUGGGAAUGCCAAACUGGACUGUUUUUUUCUUUAUCGUUCAUUUGCGUUGCCCUGUAAUAAAAAAAAAGGCAAAGAUUUAUUACAAAAUGUAAUUUCAUUAGUGCCUUAUGUGGAGGCACUUAUGAAAUGGUACAUGGUUUACCGUUACCAUAAAAAGUUUUUGUUGCAAAAUAAACAUUAAUGCAAUGCAAGAAAGUUUUAUGACUGGUUUGUUUUACCCUGGAGCAAGAAAUUCAACCUGUUCUGCUUUAUACCUGUGCAUGCGGUGUACAUUUAAGAAAAGAAUCACUCACAGAGCCAAAAAUAUUUGAAAGUCUGAAACAUAAUGCACGCAGACAUAUUAAAGUUGUCA